This is a messenger RNA of Scedosporium apiospermum, 1056 nucleotides long. RefSeq names its product Aflatoxin B1 aldehyde reductase member 2. The record is from RefSeq and is a predicted model, not a curated record. The transcript has 3 exons. NCBI's taxonomy places the organism in Eukaryota, Fungi, Ascomycota, Sordariomycetes, Microascales, Microascaceae. Bases 1 to 1056 code for a protein of 351 amino acids.
AUGCCUCUCGUCGUACCCCGCGCCAACAACAGGAUCAUCCUGGGCCUAAUGACCUUCGGACCCGACCCCGACACGGGCGCCCGCGUCACCGACGUCGGCGAGUUCGAAAAGUUCCUCGACUACCUCCAGUCUCGCGGCUACAAUGAGGUCGACACGGCGCGCAUGUACGUCGGCACCAAGCAGGAGGCCUUCACGCGAGAGGCCAAGUGGAAGGAGCGCGGUUUGACCCUGGCCACCAAGGUGCUCUAUCCUGCCGAGCCUGCGGGUAACACGCCCGAGAAGGUGGUUGACUCGGUGGAGAAGAGCUUGGCAGCUUUGGGCACUGAUACUCUUGAUAUUCUCUACCUUCAUGCUGCGGACCGAGAGACGCCCUUCGCGCAAACCCUCGAAGCCAUCGACAAGCUCCACAAGGCCGGCAAAUUCGUCACCUUCGCCAUCAGCAACUUCACCGCUUUCGAAGUCGCCGAAAUCGUCCUAACCUGCAAGUACAACAACUGGGUACGCCCGACCCUCUAUCAGGGCAUGUACAACUGCAUCACGCGCGGAAUCGAGACCGAGCUCGUGCACGCCUGCCGCCGCUACGGCCUCGACAUUGUCGUCUAUAAUCCCCUCGCCGGCGGCCUGCUCACGGGCCGAAUCAAGUCGGCCGACGACAUCCCCACCGAGGGUCGCUUCUCCGAUACCAGUGGCCGCAUCGGCGCCAUGUACCGCCAGAGGUAUUUCCGCGAUAACACGUUCAAGGCGCUGCACACUAUCGAGGAGGCGGUUAAGAAGCAUGGGUUGACGAUGACGGAGACGGCAUUGCGGUGGCUUGUGCACCACUCGGUGCUGAAUAUUAAGGACGGGAAUGAUGGCAUUUUGAUUGGUGCUUCGAGUCUAAAGCAGCUUGAGAGCAAUUUGAAUGAUUUCGAGAAGGGUCCCUUGCCCGAGGAGGUUGUGGAGGCCACGGAUAGGGCGUGGGCUCUGGUUCAGUCGGAGGCGGUUCCGUAUUGGCAUAAGGAGAUCAAGUAUGGCUACGAUACGAAGGAGGUGCUCUUUAGCGCUGGGAGCAAGUAA